AUGUUAUUAAAAUCUUUAAGUGCUUUAUUCUUAUCAGUCGCUAGUGUAUUAGCAGAUGAUUUACCUGCUAUUGAAAUUGUUGGUAACAAAUUCUUUUUCAGUAAUAAUGGUUCCCAAUUUUUAAUGAGAGGGGUUGCUUAUCAACAAGAUACUGCCAAUGUCACUUCUGGUGAAUCGUUCGUUGAUCCAUUAGCUGAUGUUGAAGCUUGUAAAAGAGAUGUUCCAUAUUUACAACAAUUAAAUACUAAUAUUAUCAGAGUUUACGCCUUAAAUGUUACUCAAGAUCAUACUGAAUGUAUGAAAUUAUUGAACGAUGCUGGUAUUUAUGUCAUUGCCGAUUUAUCACAACCAGAUGAAUCAAUUAAUAGAAAAGAUCCUCAAUGGAAUGUUGAAUUAUAUAAUAGAUAUACCGGUGUUGUUGAUUUAUUCCAAAACUAUACCAAUGUCUUAGGUUUCUUUGCUGGUAAUGAAGUUACUAACGAAGUUUCCAACACUGAUGCUUCUGCUUUCGUUAAAGCUGCUGUUAGAGAUACUAAAGCUUACAUUAAAGCUCAAGGUUAUAGAAAUAUUCCUGUUGGUUAUUCUGCUAAUGAUGAUACUGAUAUUAGAUUACCAUUAGCUGAAUAUUUCGCUUGUGGUGAUGAUGAUGAAAGAGCUGAUUUCUUCGGUAUCAACAUGUACGAAUGGUGUGGAUCUUCUACUUUCAAAACUUCUGGUUAUGAAGAUAUUACUGAAGAAUAUAAAGAUUUAGGUAUUCCACUUUUCUUCUCAGAAUAUGGUUGUAACAAAGUUUCUCCAAGAAAAUUCACUGAAGUUGGUACCAUCUAUUCUGAUGAAAUGACUGAUGUUUGGUCCGGUGGUAUUGUUUAUAUGUAUUUCCAAGAAGGUAAUGAUUAUGGUUUAGUUUCUGUUGUUGAUUCCGAUUCUGUUUCAACUUUAGCUGAUUUCAACUACUAUAAAUCAGAAAUUAACUCAAUUUCCCCAAGUUAUGCUCAAUCAUCUGAUGAAAAAUCUGCUUCCCCAACUGAAUGUCCAACUGAUACUUCAAACUGGAAUGCUGCCACUGCUUUACCUCCAACCCCUGAUGAAGAUAUUUGUGAAUGUAUGGUAGAUUCAUUAAAAUGUGUCUUAGAUCCAUCUGUUGAUGAAGAUGAUUAUGAAGAUUUAUUCGGUACUGUUUGUGGUUUUAUCGACUGUUCAGGAAUCAAUGCUAAUGGUACUACUGGUGAAUAUGGUGCUUAUUCUCCAUGUUCUGCUAAAGAUAGAUUGGAUUUUGUCUUAAACUUAUACUACUUAGAUCAAGAUGAAUCCAAAUCUGCUUGUGACUUCGAUGGUUCAGCUUCCCUUAAAUCUGCUGCUACUGCUUCAAGUUGUUCAGCUUACUUGAAAUCAGCUGGUGUUUCUGGUUUAGGUUCUUUAAGUGGUGAAAUUAGAGCUACUUCUCACACUGAUAUUACUAAAACUUCCUCAGGUUCUAAAUCAACUGGUUCAAGUUCUUCUUCAUCUUCUUCAUCAACUUCAAGUGGUGAUUCAGAUUCAGGUGCUGUCAUGGGAGCUGGUGUUCACUACGGUUUAUUAGUUGUCGCUGGUCUUUUUGGUUUAGGUGUUUUCUUAGCCUAA
Yamadazyma jaroonii is the source of this 1620-nucleotide messenger RNA. Lineage: Eukaryota; Fungi; Ascomycota; Pichiomycetes; Serinales; Debaryomycetaceae. The record is from the annotation of a GenBank genome assembly.